Molecule: messenger RNA, 2037 nt
Organism: Penicillium brevicompactum
Lineage: Eukaryota; Fungi; Ascomycota; Eurotiomycetes; Eurotiales; Aspergillaceae
Exons: 3
Coding region: 1-2037 (678 amino acids)
Molecular function (GO): protein binding
Source: RefSeq, a predicted model, not a curated record
AUGGAAAAUGACUAUGAUCCUCCGAUUGUCACGAUUUCAAUACUUGAUACCGCAAAGAAGCAUGUCACAAGGCUCAUGAGGGGGAAAGGCUUCAAUCAUUGGAAUCUCUAUGCCUUGGAAUUUGUCUGUCGAGUUUUCCCGCGCGAUCCUGCCAUGGAAGCAAAUUUUCAGAGAGACGGAAAGCUACUCGCUCCAUUUGCUGACCACUUGAGAAAGCAAUGCGAAUCGCACCAUCUGCCACCUUCCACUAAAGAAGCACUUGCCGAGUUCCUUAUCGCGAAGGAAAAGCUUGAUCAGCCCUCUUCUCCUUUUCCCUCGUCAACUUCGCCUGUUAACAGUGAUGUUUCAAAAGAAAUUGAAGCACAUGAUCGAGUCAAUGCGAGUUAUGCUGUUGCACUGAAACCGUCGCUAUGGUCUCGGCCCUUGCAACUCUUCGAUCCUGGGGCGCAACCUAACAUGUCGAUGUGUUCGGGGUCAGACAUGAAAUUUCAUUUCAAUUUCAGUCAGUUGGACGAGGAUUCCAGGGAAUUUUUGGGCAUGGCCUCAUCUAUUGGUGACUGCUUUCCCAGUGAUAUAUUUGACCAAGCCCAUAAUAGUCUGAAUUGGGGAUCAAAUGGCCAGGCGAUCUGCCCUGGAUCUGGAGUACCUCAAGGGCAUAAGAAAAUGCUCGAACGUCUAAAAGAGAAUGGUUUUAUCAUACCCUUGCCCAACAAUGGGGUAGGUACUACUAUGAUGAUUCAUCCAGAGGUCCCGGGGAUGCUAUGCUGUUUCGGUCAAAUGGCCGCAAAGAGAUGGCAGCGCCUGGCAACAAACGCCAUCCUCCAUGCUUAUCCUAAAGAUGCUCAACUACGACCUCUUGAGUAUACGGUGGCAGGAGCGUCGCUGAUACCAAUGCUCGGGCGAGCUCUGUCUCAUCUCCUUCAAUGUAGCCCAGAUGACCUGGAAAGUCAUGUCAUAGAGCUUGCGAUUGACGCCUGCCUUUCUGCGUCAAACUUCGGAGAUAAGCGUUGGAAGACAGUCGCUGUUGCAUUUGCCGAACAUAUGGCUAACCAGCUGGGCUGUGCCGUCACCAAAGGAAGGGUACGACUGCGAACAGCCUCGCUUGCAAGGUUGUACCCCAGGGAUAUCCCAUCUCCGCAAGAAAUCUAUAUUCCCAGGACAAACAACCGUUCGAACGCGGACUUUGGCAAACUAAAGCUGCUGGAAGCCCGGCUCCAAAUCGAGGCGAGGAGUUCUACCGAAGAAAUCAACAAAACACUCAACCAAUUUUCCGCGUUCAAUCCUAUAUCGAAUCUCGAGGAGUCGAUCCAACUUGAAAUAAACUUUCUGCGGGCCAAGCUACAGAGAUAUGAUGGGGAUUUUGGUCGUGCAAAGAAUACCCUUGUGGAUUUUAUGGAGGCCCUGAGAUAUCGAGCAAGCAACAUGAUGACGAUUCAAUAUUACGAGACCGUCUGCGAGGCAGGGUAUCCAUCCAAUGCCAUAGGACACCUGGAAUACGAGUAUGGAGAGCUGCUGAAGAAGGAACAGGGCCAAUCAGGGAAUGGUAGAAGGUUGAGGUUGGCGUUGGGAGGUGCCUAUUUGAUGGAAUUUCUUUCAAAUCGGCCUUUCGACAAUGACUUGCUGAAGAAAGCCGAGAAGCUCUUUCGAAGUAUUCAUUGGAUGGCAGAACCAAGCAUGGUUACGAAGCAUAAUCUUUACGUCACCAAAGCAAGCCUCGGCAUGGUUCAUCUUCUCAGAUCUGAGUGGGAAAAGUCUAUGAAAUAUUGGGAUGAAGCUUUAUACGUGUCGCGAGACUGUUUCCAAAAAACUGGCCACGCAGAGAUGCUGAUACAAUACGCUCAAUGCGAGAUCCUGUAUCGGCUUGGUCGAUAUUCGGAAGCCGUGAUCAAAGGCUCUGCAGCGCAGGAGAUUUUUCAAGAGUGCGGCCGGCAAUAUUAUUUCUUGGGCCAAGGAACUGCCUGGCUCGACAAACUUGACGAGCUUGCAAGGGAGGGUGGAAGACCUGCGAUUGCAGCAAGAGGCUCAAACGCCCCGUGA